Molecule: messenger RNA, 1570 nt
Organism: Brassica oleracea var. oleracea
Lineage: Eukaryota; Viridiplantae; Streptophyta; Magnoliopsida; Brassicales; Brassicaceae
Product: uridine kinase-like protein 5
Exons: 12
Coding region: 54-1424 (456 amino acids)
Cellular component (GO): cytoplasm
Molecular function (GO): ATP binding; kinase activity
Source: RefSeq, a predicted model, not a curated record
UUACUGUGUAAACGUUUAGAUUCAAAGCUAUCAGAUUGAGGAGGAAGAAGCAGAUGGAGCAAUUAUCUAAUGGCUCGAUCACUGACAAUAUUUUCCCUUCAGCUCCGGCUCCUCUUAAACAGCCUUUCGUGAUCGGUGUUGCCGGCGGAACCGCCUCCGGGAAGACAACGGUCUGCGACAUGAUCAUGUCUCAGUUACACGAUCAACGUGUCGUGCUUGUGAACCAAGAUUCGUUUUAUCAUUCGCUGAGUGAAGAGAAACUAAAGAAGGUUCACGAAUACAAUUUCGAUCAUCCUGACGCGUUCAACACGGAGGUUUUGCUUUCUUGUAUGGAGAAACUACGGUCUGGCCAACCAGUGAGCAUCCCUAGCUACGAUUUCAAAACCCAUCAGAGCAUUGAGUCAGCCAGUCCGGUUAACCCAGCUGACGUAAUCAUCUUAGAAGGGAUAUUGGUUCUUAAUGACCCUCAAGUUCGUGACCUCAUGAACAUGAAGAUCUUUGUCGAUACAGAUGCUGAUGUACGUCUCUCGAGGAGGAUACAGCGUGAUACCGUCCAGAGAGGAAGAAACAUCCAAAACGUGCUUGAGCAAUACACCAAGUUUGUGAAGCCGAGCUUUGAUGAGUUCAUCCAGCCAUCGAUGAAGUAUGCUGAUAUAAUCAUACCUCGAGGAGGAGACAACGAUGUUGCCAUUGACCUCAUUGUUCAACAUAUCCGUACAAAGUUGUGCCAACACAACCUCUGUAAGAUAUACUCAAACAUCUUCAUCAUAUCUUCUACGUUCCAGAUCAAAGGAAUGCAUACUCUUAUCCGCGAUGUCAACACAACAAAGCAUGAUUUCGUCUUCUAUGCUGACCGAUUGAUUCGACUGGUUGUGGAACAUGGACUUGGUCAUCUUCCUUUCACAGAGAAACAGAUAACUACUCCAACAGGAUCGGUGUACACUGGAGUAGACUUCUGCAAGAGAUUGUGUGGCGUCUCGGUGAUCAGAAGUGGAGAAAGCAUGGAGAACGCACUAAGAGCUUGUUGCAACGGAAUCAAGAUUGGUAAAAUCUUAAUCCACAGAGAGAAUAACGAUGGUCGUCAGUUGAUAUAUGAGAAGUUACCAAAAGACAUCGCAAGCAGACAUGUCUUCCUCCUUGACCCUGUUCUAGCUUCAGGAAACUCAGCAGUGAAGGCUAUAUCUUUGCUUAUCAGUAAGGGAGUUCCAGAAUCACAUAUCAUCUUUCUUAACCUCAUAGCAGCACCUCAAGGUAUUCAUGCGCUAUGCAAGAAACAUCCAAUGGUAAAGAUUGUGACUUCGGAGAUGGAUGCCUCCCUCAAUGAGGACUCGCGUGUGAUUCCAGGCCUGGGAGAAUUCGCAGACCGUUACUUUGGUACUGACAACUCAAAAAAUUAUCAAGCUGGUCUGAAAGUCUCAAAGUGAGCUAAAAAGAUGUGCUGUUUUUUCAUACUUCUUAAUUAAAAGAAUGUGAUGUUCCCUUCACAAAUAACCUUCUAAUACAUCCUGAGUUUCUUCCAACCUCAUUUUUUUCUGGUUUGCCAACAUUCGUUUAAAUUCUCUGUUUCUCC